AAGAAAGGAAGUAUUGCCCAAUCAGUAUGCUUUGCGUUGGUUGAGAUUUCACAAGCUAGCUCAAAGAAAGUAAGUGAGAAUGAGAAUGUGACUUGCAAGAUUACACAACAAAGAGGCUGGUUAUGACCAAUAUGCGAAGGUUAAAUGCAUAAAAUUGAUUAAAAGUCAUAUUUGCAUGCUUUUCAUUUCGCUUGCCCUCGUUGAUUUCACUUGCCAGUCUCCAAGGUCCGUCAUCUGAUAUGAAUCUAGAGAUUUUGCGCUUAGUUUAUCCUGUUCAAUAAUAAACCGGUUAAUGUUUUUUAUUGGUUCGAUGGAAACUUUCAUACUUGCGGCAACAAGCAAGGAACAUUCCAGUAAUAAUAAUGGCGAACACCUUCUGUUGAGUCUGAAAAGGUCGGAUUUCAAUCAUCACCCCUGCGAAAUUACUUAAAUUUUGGACCAAAACCCUCUUAAUCAAUAUCUCAUGCUCACAUUUCCUUGAUUAAUGAUUCCAUGACAUUAGCAUGCUACUUUGACGUCUAUAUGCUUGGACAGCGAAUGGUGAUUUUCACCGUCUCCUAAGCCCACGAUGAGUUCUUCAAGGGAACUCCAGAAGUUACGAUGCUAUCUGAUGGAGAAGUUAUUUGAGCCUACGGUGGUGGUAGAGAGUAAAACAUGGCAUCUCCUCUCACUCUCUUAUAUGAUCUGGAGGUGGAAAAAGCCGUCCGUCAAAAAUGGCAAACGGUUUCGGCCCCAACAAAACAAACUCCUCUGUCAAGAGGUGGUUUUGCUUUCUGUGAAUUUAUAACCUCCACCCUAUAUUUGUCACGAGAAUGAGAGGUGCAUCCAAGUUUUCAGGAAGGCCGCGAGUCGAGAGUCCUUUGUACAGCCUCUCAACGCAUCGUCAACUCCAGCCUUCUCCUCCCUCCAUAUAACACCCUGGUCGUAUCCCCACCUCCUAUAAGCAGCCUUGGGCCUGACCAAGGUCGUUUCCAAUGGGUACCCGUGUCAACAUGCCGGCCUCGGGCUGCUUUCUCUUGCUCUCUCUCCUCCUUGCCUCCUUCUCGACCCUCUCCUCCGCCCUCACCGAUGCCGAGGCGUCCUAUAUCGCCCGUCGUCAGCUCUUGACGCUCAAGGAGACCGAUGAUCUCCCUCAGGACUUCGAAUACGAGGUCGAUAUCAAGGUGACUUUCGCGAACCAGAGGCUACGGAGGGCCUACAUUGCCCUCCAGGCCUGGAAGAAGGCCAUGUACUCGGACCCUCUCAACACGACCGGGAACUGGGUUGGCCCUCACGUGUGCGCCUACAAUGGAGUGUUCUGCGCCCCAGCACUCGAUGACCCUUCCUUGAGCGUUGUCGCCGGCGUCGAUCUGAACCAUGCCGACAUCGCCGGGUACCUCCCUGCGGAGUUGGGCCUGUUGACGGACACUGCGCUCUUACACCUUAACUCGAACCGCUUCUGUGGGAUCAUCCCGAAGAGCUUCUCCAAGCUCCAAUUGAUGCACGAGUUCGACGUGAGCAACAACCGCUUUGUCGGUCCGUUCCCGGAGGUUGUCCUCUCAUGGCCCAGUGUCAAGUAUAUCGAUCUCAGGUUCAACGAUUUCGAAGGGAAAUUGCCUCCGGAGCUCUUCUUGAGGGAGUUGGACGCCUUGUUCUUGAACAACAAUAGAUUCACCUCGACCAUCCCGGAUACGAUUGGCAAAUCCCCGGCAUCAGCUAUCACAUUUGCCAACAACAAGUUCACCGGUUGCAUCCCUCGUUCCAUUGGCAACAUGACCAACUUGAAUGAGAUCGUCCUCUUGCAGAACGGAUUGAGCGGUUGCUUCCCUGAAGAGAUCGGGUUGCUCGACAACAUCACGCUCUUCGACGCCAGUCACAAUUCAUUCAUCGGAACCUUGCCCAAGAGCUUGUCGAGCUUGGACAGUGUUCAGGUGUUGGAUUUCGCCCACAAUAAGCUGACAGGCUUGGUGUCGGAGAAGAUCUGCAAGCUGCCGAGUCUCUUGAAUUUCACAUUCUCGUACAACUACUUCACAAAGGAGGAUGGUGCCUGUGUUCCGUCUUCGCACGACGAGACAGCAUUGGAUGAUGGCAGCAAUUGUUUGCCCAACAGGCCGAGACAGAAGCUGCCGAAGACAUGCUUCCCAGUCGUGAGCAAGCCCGUUGACUGCAGCAAGGACAAGUGCAGCGGCGGAUCCUCGUCCCCAUCGCCGGCAUCCCCAGGCGGUGGUGGGCCACGUCCCUCGAAGCCUCCUGUCCACUCUCCACCCAAAAGCAAGUCACCAUCACCUCCUAAACAAGCACCAACACCGCCAACACCGCCUAAGAAAGCACCAACACCACCAACACCGCCUAAGAAAGCACCAACACCGCCUAAGCCACAGUACAUUCCCCCACCCCCACCAGCCUACUCGCCUCCGCCUCCGCCGGUCCAAUCUCCACCCCCACCACCACCAGUCCACUCUCCACCACCGCCGCCGCCACCAGUCCACUCUCCACCGCCUCCAUCGCCGGUUCCUUCACCACCUCCACCGGUGCACUCUCCACCGCCACCCGUCCACUCCCCACCACCACCCGUCCACUCUCCUCCUCCCCCACCGGUCCACUCCCCACCACCACCCGUCCACUCUCCUCCGCCCCCGCCCGUCCGCUCUCCUCCGCCCCCGCCCGUCUACUCACCGCCACCACCAGUCCACUCUCCUCCUCCCCCACCCGUCCACUCUCCGCCACCACCAGUCCACUCACCUCCACCCCCUGUCCAUUCCCCACCACCACCCGUCCAUUCUCCACCCCCACCGGUCCGCUCCCCACCACCACCGCCACCCGUCCACUCUCCUCCCCCACCGGUCCGCUCCCCACCACCACCCGUCCACUCUCCUCCCCCACCGGUCCGCUCCCCGCCACCACCCGUCCACUCUCCUCCCCCACCGGUCCGCUCCCCGCCACCACCCGUCCACUCUCCUCCCCCACCGGUCCGCUCCCCGCCACCACCCGUCCACUCUCCUCCCCCACCGGUCCGCUCCCCGCCACCACCCGUCCACUCUCCCCCGCCACCGGUGCACUCCCCGCCUCCGCCGGUCUUCUCUCCCCCACCACCGGUGCACUCCCCGCCUCCGCCGGUCAGGUCGCUGCCGCCUCCGGUCAGGUCUCUGCCUCCUCCGGCAGCCCAAUCUCCCCCACCACCAAGCUACGACGACAACAUCGUCCUGCCACCAAUAUUUGGAUCUCAGUACUCCUCCCCGCCUCCUCCAAUGUUCCCGGGAUACUAAGUAUUCUCCCAUUGUUGUAUUUUUGGCUAUCUUCUCUGUCGUGACGUUGUCCCAGAGAAAAAUCAACACGUUCAUUUUAUAGUGGAGAUUGAAAAUAACUAUGGUCGCAUUUUUCUUUGCA
Eucalyptus grandis is the source of this 3366-nucleotide messenger RNA. RefSeq names its product pollen-specific leucine-rich repeat extensin-like protein 3. NCBI's taxonomy places the organism in Eukaryota, Viridiplantae, Streptophyta, Magnoliopsida, Myrtales, Myrtaceae. Bases 975 to 3245 code for a protein of 756 amino acids. The record is from RefSeq and is a predicted model, not a curated record. The transcript has 2 exons.